This is a messenger RNA of Athalia rosae (coleseed sawfly), 3518 nucleotides long. RefSeq lists its product as uncharacterized. Gene Ontology annotation, cellular component: plasma membrane. The transcript has 10 exons. The record is from RefSeq and is a predicted model, not a curated record. The coding region runs from base 447 to 2981 and encodes 844 amino acids. Gene Ontology annotation, biological process: apoptotic process involved in development; engulfment of apoptotic cell; phosphatidylserine exposure on apoptotic cell surface. Lineage: Eukaryota; Metazoa; Arthropoda; Insecta; Hymenoptera; Athaliidae.
GCGCUACAGUGAGCCCUGUUGUAGCCCUGUUGUUACUUUUGAUUUGUGAAUCAACAGCAAGGUAGAUUGUAGAUCCGAACGAUUUCUUUUUGGAUUUCGAUCAAUCUACAGCGAUCGUAGAUCUACCAAUUUCUGAACAACUUCUAAGAAUCAGACGACAAACGGAAAAUGUGAAACACAAAAGCGUGUAUUUGACGUAAAUUAGAAAGCAGAUGUGCGGACAGAGAUAAGUGGGAGUUAGGUAGGAGAUAAAGGGAUACAUUCCACGCAUUCCAAAGCUGGACCAGGUUAAUCAGAAUCUACGUUGAAAAUGAUAUUUCCGCGUACAUCUACGAAUGAUACUUAUGGGAUGUGUUAAUUAUCAUUAUUCGAUUGCCAUGCAGAGUCAAGUGAAAAAAUCGUGAGAGCGUGUACCGAGGGGUACAAAUGGGCAAGGAAGGCCGAUUAUGGCCCAGCAGCAGCAACAGCAUCAGCACGAGUUUCUGCCACUAUGUGACGUCCUGUUUAACAUAAUAUCUUUGGCCUCUUACUUCUGUGACGUGGUGUUCGACUUAGCAAUGGGCUAUGCCUUGGCCCACCAUCCUGCUGCCCCAUCCUGUUUUUUUCCUCUCAGUCUUACUUUUGUUAUUACCUCCCUUGUGGUCUCUCAGGUCAUCAGUGUUCGAUGGUACUUAUGGGGUGCUCGUGGUCGACUGCGGACUUCUGAUACCCCAAGUGUUGAUAGUGGUGGCAUUCAAAAGAAAGAUGGUUGCAUAAUGGGAUGCGUAUUGAUGCUACAUUCUAUGCAGGUUGGCGUUCUUUGGCGAUACUUCAAGCUCUUCAUUCCAGUUGACCUAACAUAUGUGAAGCAUGAGGUACGGGAACUCUGUGUACUACGACUCAUCCAUGCCUUCUGCGAGGCAGCUCCCAUGCUAUUACUACAAUUAUACUUACUAUCAACCGGUAUUACUAGAGAAAAUGAGACGAAAGUAGAAAAUGAAACAGAAACUGGUGGAAAAUUAGCUGAAUUAACAGCAGUGUCAGCUGGGAUGUCAUUGUGGAGUGUUUGUUGGGCAGUUGCUAGUUUCAGCAAAGGUGCUGCCCGCCUACGUAACCUAGAGAGACUCGUUCUUACAUGGCUUGGAGUCUUGGCACAACUUGCCUGGAGGCUUGGAACAGUUAGUGCUCGCGUUGGAGCACUUGUUGCAUAUGCCUCACUUUACGGAGGUCAAUGGCUUCUAGUUGUUUUAGCUCUCCACUGGCUUUCAAUGCUCACUUGGCUCUUGCUUACUCCAGAUGGUUUAUUCCAUGGUGGCGAGCGUCUACCUCUCUCACGUAAGGCUUUCCUUGCUACUCUACUGGCAUUUGUUUACGUCUUCGCAUACGUCAAUCUGCACGAAACCAAUCAUCGACAAAAAAUGGUAAUAUUUUAUACGGUCAUGUUUUUGGAAAACAGUUUACUGGUGGGGGUGUGGGCGGCUGGUGUUCACCGGACCAGUCUCCAUCCCCAUCCUAUUACUCUUGCCCUCACCCUGCUUGCACUAUUUUUCGGUGGCUUAUUCUUCAUGGCACUUUACUACAGAUUUUUCCACGUGCGAAGACUCAGGUAUGAAGCCGGUGGACGCAUGAAUAGAAUGAAUGGUGUUCCCACUCUUUGUAAACAGGAUGCAAGUGAGGCUAAGCAUAUGAGUUAUAUCGAAGAAAAAAAAAAUGGUGUCGAAAUUGGGAUGAGGCGAAUGAAACUAAGUAAUGGUGGAAUUCCUGGAGUAUUUAAUUGUCGUUUUGCCAAUCCUAAUGUGGCUAAUUUGAAUCGCAAGAAGAAGAAACCUACCACUUUUGUGCCUCCACCUCCGCCACCUCCACAACCAUCUUCGUUGAUUUCAAAUACUAUCGGUGAAGCACGACCCAGACUGAAUGGUAGUGGCGGAUCUCGUCAGUUAAUUCCUUUUUGGAAAAAGCCGUUAAAUACGGCGACAACCCAAAAUCACAGCCAUCAGGAUGGGCCCCAAAACGAAAAGCAUGAGACAGAUGCUACCGUCGGAUCAGGGAGUUCACUGAGCGUGAAUCUCAUAAGAGAGAAAUUGCAGGAAAAAAAACAGCAGCAGCUACGCGAGUUGAGGGCAAUACAAGAAGAAAUCAGAUCAGGAAAGUUGGUGCCACCGCCGUCAGCUUCAGCAUCUGCAUGUUCAUCAUCUCCUCUGGCGGCCAAUCAGCAACCACCGCCAAAUGCCAAGCUACACUCCUCUCCCAGAUCACUUUCUCCACAACCUCCCCCAGACAUAAAUGAAGGUGCAACGUUAUCCUCUUGGCCACCUGUCAAAAUGCAUUGUUUGUCACCUCCUCCGCCAUCCUCGUCCAUUUACCAUCCAUCCAAUCUUUGGAAAGUUCCUCAACGAGAGAGAGCUGAUACACCAGAGAUUUUGCUUGCACCACGAUGCCUGCCUUAUCAUUAUCCACAUUGGACACCACCGGGGCACCUCAGUCUAAGAUUGUGCUCGACCCAAAACAAUGAAGAAGAAGAGACCUCUAAGGAAGAUGGCGAAGGUGUCGUCGAAGGUGAAGGAGACAGUGACAUUGAGGGUAGUCAAGUCUCAUUGCCCAGAAGUUAUACGCUUCCUAGGGAAUUCAAGUACAAUAAUUCAACCAUUAUUGUCAAGGAUCGAGUAGAGAGAGAUCAAGAAAAUGAUAAGGGGAAUAAUCGAUUGCCUCAAUCUCGUUUUUAUCUUCCUACUACGAACAGUUCCGAUGAUGGUGAUGUGGACAGUGCCGAUAACGAAGAAGAAACAGAUUCUGAGUUGCGUGUUCAUGGAAAUCAUAAACACACUCACAACAACAAUCGACAACGUCGCUAUACAUCAGACAGAAGCGAUGCUGUAGAACCCCCUACUCCUAUUCCUGCAACUACCAUCAAUAUUGCGAAUUGUUACUUGAACAAUACAUAUGGUGCUCCAAGACUAAAUCAACUAAUUCGAGCUAAAGUUAAGCAUGAGACUAAGUUAUAAAUUAUAGAACUUCCAUAAUAUUUAAAAGACAUAACAUGGCGGACAGCUGUCAGUGCCUACAAAUAUCGUAACUCGGUGUUUACAAUCAAGACUGAUAAGUGGACAUCGACUGUAUUUAAAAAAUUAUUACACCUGCAACUCAUUUCAGGGAAACAAAGUAAUAAUAAAUAUCGAAUGUAAUUUAUUUUUCAAAAAACAUUUACCAGUCGAUGUACCAUGACAUGCAUAUCUAUGUAUAUCGAUGGAUGAAUUAUACAGAUUUAUGAAAAUUGACACAAUAUUAGUGGUCAAUGACCAUGUCAAUUGUUGUGCAACUUGAGCCUUACCAUAACAGAUAAUUUCGAACAUUCCAAUUUCAGAGUCUUGUUUGUUUCUGGAGAUACGCCUCACUUAGAAUUUUCACUGAAAAAUCUUUUACCAAACGUCUUCCCAUGUGAAAUUAUCUAUCUACCAUAUAGUUUUUAACAUUAUCUUAUUUAAAUAAGCUGUACGUACUUAUAUGUAUCUUUGUAAAUACAUUUCAUUAGUAGUGGCUGA